Moneuplotes crassus is the source of this 2446-nucleotide messenger RNA. Lineage: Eukaryota; Ciliophora; Spirotrichea; Euplotida; Euplotidae. The record is from the annotation of a GenBank genome assembly.
GUUAAAAUGAAAAAUAGUUCGAAGAACCUUCUGGCUUCAGAGAAAGAAGUCAUAAAUGCUAUUCAAGAUUUCUCAAAAAAGCUCCAAAAAGUUCAGAUUAAUAGUGAUCUAGUUGAGCACUUUUUAACUAAGGUCGGCCAUUUUGCGAAACUACCUUCGAAAUGAGAUACCAAAAUUGUUGAUUCUUUCCUUGUUAAUCUUGUGAGUAUUCUCAGUAUCAGCUCUGAUUCAAGUAGUUCAGUGAAGGCAUUGGAGCUAUUAUUCACAUUCCUUAAAAAUGACCCUCAGGUGUAUGCCAGAUUUAAGCCAGAUAGGGACAUUUUACAGAAAAUAAAUCUAGACUCAUUCAUUGAUUCAAGUGUUUCUGAUGAGAGGAAUUUAGCUCUAAAUUUUACCUCCUUCUUGCUUCGAUAUCACCAAGAUCUUGACUACAAUGAUUUCUCAGAAGAUGAGCAUGUUGUUAAAGCCAUUCGAAGGGCAGAAAUGUACCGAAACUGGGUCGAUAUUGAAGACCUUGCUACUGGAUAUGAGUCUCUUCAUAAAAACAGUGAUGCUUCUAGCAAAGCUUUUCAGGAGAUUUUAGCACUUAUCGAUCAAGUUAAGGAUGAGUUGAGCGGAAAGAUUGCUGUUAACCAUAAUCAGAUAGCUGAAAUUGAUGAAAAGAAUCAAGAAAUGAGUGGUAUUUUUGACAUUGUAAAAGGCCUAAAACAGGACUUCAAAGGAUUAGAAUCUGACACAGAGCAUGCUAUAGUGGAUAGUAACAAAAUGUUGAAAGAGAUGAUAGCAACGUUCGUAUCAGAUAAGAUCAAAGACAUUGAGUUUUCCAUCAACUCUAAAAUAAUGAGCCGGAUCGAAGCUCUUGAAAAUAACUCCGAUGUUCAUAAGAAACAUUUGGAUAAUAUGGAAGAACGGUUUGAGAUCCUUCGUGCUAAGGUUGAUAAGUCAGACUCCAUCAUCAAGAACACUCAUGAUGUCGUUGAGAAGUUGGAUACAAAAGUCAAAAGGAAUUCGGGUAUUAUGAAUGAGACCAAGAAGUUGCUUAUCAAGACUAUUGAAAAUGACCCUUGGAAGCAAAUUGAUUUCCCUGCUCAUGAAAAGUCUUUAAAAUAAGUGCGAAGAAGUGCUAGCCAUCCUGGAAGAAGACCUUGAAGUCUUCAAGAGAGACACUGAGAUUAAGCGAGAGGCUGAUGUCAAUGAUAGUACUAGGGCUAUCAAGGAUCUUACCAAGAGAAUCUCUGAGAUAACUACUGAGUCAUCUGGCAAGUUCUCAGAUUUGUACAGACUCCAUUCUGAUUUGAGGAAGAAGAGUCAUAAUAUUGAAAGUAUCGCAGAUGAUUACUCAAAAUUAUUAGAGAAUUUCAAAUCUCAGAUUUAUGUUAUCGUCCAGAACAAAGUUAAUGAAAGCCUAGGAAGCUCGAAAGAUAUGAAGAAGAAAAUGGAUCUGAUUAUAGAAGAGACAGAGGAACUUUGGAGUUUCAACCAGAAAUUCAUAGAUGAACAUGCUGUAGACCAAGAAAGGAUUAUAGAAGCAGAUGACCUCUCAAUUACAAGGAAAAUGGAAGCUUUAGAGUGGUUCGCUAGAUAUUCUGAAUUCUUAACACCCGAUCAUGCUUAUAAUGGAAUCAUGACUUUUAAGAACACAUAUUUGAGAGGCCCACAUAAAGAUUCUUUUAUAAAUUAUGAGCAUGGCAAUGAUUCGAUCAUCUUGGUUCUUGAUAUGAUUGAAAAGUCGUUGAUCGAAUGAAAGAAUUUUGCAAAUGAUAAAAGUUUGAAAUAAAUUUGAAACUAGAUUAGCCACAAAACUCAAUAUCCUCGAACCUCUCCUAGUCAACUACCAAAACCUCGACCUCGGUGUAAACCGGGGUGCUGUUGAACUCCUCUGAAAAACCAUCCAAACACAAACGGUGAGCGAAGACAACCCCAAUCCCGCUUUCAAAGUCUACCUCAAGUACUCCUUACGCUGCAUGACAAUGUGUUUGCGGUCCAAAGUCGCACUUGAAAUUUUCCUUGAGUCUAAGCAAACCUUCAACACGAUCUUAGACUUCAUCUCCAUUUUCGAGGAUGAAGAGGUGGUCGCGAACGCAGCUAAAAUUCUGAAAAUGAUGAUGAACGAUCCUGACAAGGUCGUUAUGGCUUAUAAGAGCUAUAAUAUCGCGAAGUUGCUGGUCUUCGCGAUUUCGAAAUUUAUUGAUAAGAGUGAUCUGGUCGUACUUGAGCUGAUGGGCGCACUGGAGAGGUACACUAGGAACCAGGAUUAUGUGGAGGACUUGCCACAGGAUAUGAUCGAGGUUAUAGUGGUGGUGGCCAGGAAGAAAUUUGUAGAGAACCCAGCGGUCCAGGUGUUGAGGAAUAUAGCCAAGAAUCCGAAAUUUGAGCACCUUGUGAGGGAUUAUAUUGAAGAAGAAUCUGAUGAGUAAAAAUUGGGGUUUUUAAGCAAUUUUAGGGA